UGUGCGAUUGAGAACGUUCUAUAGAUUAUCUCGAUAAAACGGCGUGUAUCUCCAAGCAGAAUAUACUUUUAGUGAAGGAAACUGUCAGUCGUUUGCAGGUUGUCAAGAGUUUCGUGUGGACUACUUCCACUUCUCGAUACUGUUUUACCGAGAAAAUUGCAGCUACAAACAAACAUGCCGACUUAUAAGCUAAUAUAUUUUAAUGUAACCGGUCUUGCGGAGUCGAUUCGAUACAUGUUCCAUUAUGCCGGCAUUAAAUUCGAGGAUUUUCGAUUCAGCACUGAAGAUUGGCCCAAGUACAAGCCAGACAUGCCUUUGGGGCAUGUACCGGUUUUGGAGAUCAAUGGUAAAAAGUACAGUCAAUCCAAAGCCAUCGGCCGCUACGUCGCCAAGCAGUGUAAUCUGUAUGGUUCGGACGAUAUUGAAAACCUCGAGAUCGACGCUAUCAUCGAUAGCAUUGACGAUUUGAGACAAGUUCUGAGCAUUUACCAUCGGGAACAAGACCCCACUAUCAAAGAGAAGUUCAAGGCAGUCGUCUUGGAAAAAUUACCCUUCUACUUCGAUAAGUUCGAGGAGCAAGUGAAGAAGAACGGUGGUCACUUUGUCCGCGGCAAGCUGACGUGGGCGGACAUCGCGUAUACAUCGUUCGCCGGACCUUUAUCAAACUUUUCGAAUGUCUUAGAAGCGAAAAUCAAGCUGAAUCAUCCGGAAUUGAAGAAGCUGGAGACCAAAGUAAAUGCCAUCCCCAACAUUAAAGCUUAUCUGGAUAUACGUCCCAAAACUAUUUUUUAAAUCGAAUCAACCAAUCUACAAUUUUAUACAUACCGCCUUCGACCGUGAACUCGUUAUUCUGUACAACUUCUUACUUCAUUCGCAACGACAUUCUGUAAAAAGAGAUACCACGCUGACUAAAUGCGAAAUAACAUUGAACAGCCAGUUUGCAGCGUAACAAAUAUUAAUAUUGUUGUUACAUGAUAACAGUUUGCAGCGUAACAAGUAUUAAUAUUGUUGUUACAAUGUAAGAGAACGUUGAAUUUUGUUAAAUAAAAAUAUCAAUACGUCUUUUA
Messenger RNA from Odontomachus brunneus, 1067 nucleotides. Its product is annotated as glutathione S-transferase-like. Bases 175 to 792 code for a protein of 205 amino acids. The record is from RefSeq and is a predicted model, not a curated record. Gene Ontology annotation, molecular function: glutathione transferase activity. The transcript has 5 exons. NCBI's taxonomy places the organism in Eukaryota, Metazoa, Arthropoda, Insecta, Hymenoptera, Formicidae. Gene Ontology annotation, biological process: glutathione metabolic process.